This is a messenger RNA of Sitodiplosis mosellana (orange wheat blossom midge), 1137 nucleotides long. Its product is annotated as distal membrane-arm assembly complex protein 2. Bases 142 to 1092 code for a protein of 316 amino acids. The record is from RefSeq and is a predicted model, not a curated record. The transcript has 2 exons. NCBI's taxonomy places the organism in Eukaryota, Metazoa, Arthropoda, Insecta, Diptera, Cecidomyiidae. Gene Ontology annotation, molecular function: protein binding.
GGUUGAAUGUCAAAACAGUGCUCGGGAUAAAUGUGUUUCGAUGCAAAUGUUGUUGUUCGAAAGUUCUGAUGCAACCACGAAUUUAGCAGCAUCAAUUAACGUUGUUUAGUCUAAAUCCGUUUCAAACGUGUUGUCGGAAAAAUGAACGUAAAUAAAUUAGUGAAGCAACGGCUACUGUGCCAACAGCAUUACAUCUCAAUGCGAUCUGUGUCCGGAUGGUUUGACAAAGAGAAACGCAAGUUUUUUCAACUGAACACUAAAGAAGAGCCGCGAUUUUUCUCCGAAACCGAACCAAAUCCACUGUCCGAUCUCGAACAACGCAUCGAAAAAUCGAAACAAAAGCUGCAAUGGCGUAAACCAUUUCCAGAAAGAACGAGCAUUAUAACGGAAGGCUUACGACUUUUGGCACCGGAACGUACACGACAUUUUUUCGAAGUUAUUCAACGGCCAUUGGAUAAAAGUUCCAUUUUGCGAACGCUUGAAUUCAAAAAAUACGAAAUGAUGGCACAGGAUCAACGAUUUCUUAACGAUCGUCAUCGAAUCUUGGGCAAUGAUUUGGCCGCGGCACAUUUUCUUGUCGCUCGUGGCGGUCAAGUCAGAUUCACCCGAUCGAAUAAAUGGAUAAUAAAGAAUAAGUACGAUGAGUAUGAUUUGCCGCGUCAAUAUGAUCCAGAGUACCUGAUCGAUGCCAUCAAAUGUGACAACAUGGAUUUGAUGUACGAAGGAUUGGAGAACGUUCGACGGUUACAUCAUUUGAAAUAUUUUUCGUUGCGAAAUGUCAAGUAUUUCGAUGAUUGGUGCAUGGAUCGAUUGUGUGGCAAUCAAUUCGAUAAAAUUGAAAUUCUCGAUGUGUCUGGCACUAGCAUAACAGCAAAUGCACUAUACGCUGUACCAAAGUUGCGUUCAUUAAAGGCCAUUGUAUUGGACACGGUGAAUCGAUCGAUUGAAUUCCAAUUGGCCUGUUCACUGCUCGAAGAAGUCAUGCCAAAUCUUCGCAUACUCAGUUCGGCUGAUGUACACGACGACGUCCAUGAAGCGCUACAAAUUUCGCAAAAAUCUAACGAAACAGCAACAGAAGUGGAGAAAAAAUAAAAGAAUAAACAAUUGUUUUAUUUAAUGCUAAAUUUUAACGAAAAA